This is a messenger RNA of Laccaria bicolor S238N-H82, 1320 nucleotides long. RefSeq lists its product as uncharacterized. Gene Ontology annotation, cellular component: cytoplasm. The annotation marks the transcript as partial. The record is from RefSeq and is a predicted model, not a curated record. Lineage: Eukaryota; Fungi; Basidiomycota; Agaricomycetes; Agaricales; Hydnangiaceae. The transcript is spliced from 3 exons. Gene Ontology annotation, molecular function: guanyl-nucleotide exchange factor activity.
AAGAAACCCCCCAAGAAGCUCUCGCCAGUUCCUGAAGCCCGGCCAGCACCACCUCCACAGCUUAAACCGUACUUCAACCCUUUGCCUGUGCCACCCCAAAAACAGAGACCAGGAGCAAUCCUUUUCGCAUGGGGCGCGGGAAACUUUGGUCAAUUCGGAAUGGGUCCCGACAUUAUCCACGAACUCUCAAAACCUAAACGCAAUGUUUGGGUUGAAGAGAAGAUAGAAGAUGGCGCUUUUGGCGAAGAUGGUGCUGGCCUUGAAUCUAUUGCUGCAGGUGGCCUUCAUAGUGUCCUUGUUGAUGAGAAAGGCACGAUUUGGACAUGCGGUGUUAACGACGAUGCUGCCCUUGGUCGUAUUACACAAAAUGUUCCCGAUCCUAAUAAUCCCGGGUCUUUCCUGAGUAUUGACGAACUGACAAGCAUCCCUCACCCGCUUCAAUCGCUAGCCGACGACAAUUUCCGGGCCGUAAAAGUUGUCACAGGCGAUAGUAUAUGCGCUGCACUUAGCACAGAUGGGGAACUCCGUGUAUGGGGCUCGUUCCGUGUCAAUGAAGGCUCUCUUGGCUUCUCCAAUGGCCUAAAACAUCAAUUUAAACCUGUACCGAUCCUUGAACUCAGCCAUAAACCUGGUGACACUGAAAAGGUGUCUUCCAUCGCUGCUGGGAACAAUCACCUCCUUGUUUUGACUACUCACGGUAGCAUUUACACGUGGGGUGCCAGCGAGCAAGCUCAGCUUGGCCGAAAAGUUCUCGAACGACGAAAGAUUCACGGUACGGUGCCCGAAAAAAUCACCCUUGGAAACCGUGCUCGAAAGGCGGUGACUGUUGGGGCCGGGGCAUACCAUUCAUUUGCUGUUGAUGACAAGGGUGAUGUCUGGGGCUGGGGAUUAAACAGCAUGGGUCAAACUGGAACGGGAUAUGAGUCCUCAGAUGACUCCCUAGUUCAGCUUCCCCAAAAGGUCGAACGAUUGAGCAAAGAAUCACUCGCCGGCGACGUCGUUGUUGAAAUUGUCGGUGGCGAACAUCACACCCUCUUCCUCACCUCCACUGGCCAAGUGUUUGCCUGUGGUCGUUGCAACGCUGGUCAACUUGGCCUUGCAGAAGAUGAUUCUGCCUUCCAGAACUAUCCUGAUCAGGACUUUAUCCCGGUACCAACCCGAAUCACUUUCCCGGACCCUGACGACCCCGUCGUUCAAAUUUCUGCUGGAAGCCAUAACAACUCUGCAGUCACAAAAGGUGGUGCCCUGUAUUCAUGGGGCCAGGGCAUCCAAGGAGAGCUGGGCGUUCAGGAAGAAGAAGUGCGCACCCCACGUGUCAUU